This is a messenger RNA of Talaromyces amestolkiae, 1590 nucleotides long. RefSeq lists its product as uncharacterized. The record is from RefSeq and is a predicted model, not a curated record. Bases 1 to 1590 code for a protein of 529 amino acids. The transcript is spliced from 3 exons. NCBI's taxonomy places the organism in Eukaryota, Fungi, Ascomycota, Eurotiomycetes, Eurotiales, Trichocomaceae.
AUGCCACAAACUCAGAAAACCAAGCCGAUACGUUUCGUCAAUACCCAUCCCGUGUCCAAGAGCAGGAAGAAAUAUUCUCGUCUGAUCGUAGGGCAGCAGAUCAAGGAACGUCCAGACUCAGAGACGAGGCAACGAGUUAGCACGCAGAGCUUUUCUGUACCACAGAACGAAGUCGAUAACGAUGAAGAAAAUAAUGCUGCAUUCGUUGAUGACGAGGAUUUUUUUGGCCAAGAACCGACAGUCUCAAGGUCGCCGUUUCGUCCAACUAGCAGUCAAUCGACUUCAAUCGUCAACUUAGGGGCGGGCAAUAUUGAUCCCUUUAGAACGUAUCCAUCAAAAGUGCCGUCGGCUACAGUUAAUAAGUGCUUAUCAUAUUCACUAUCAUUAAUCCUGCCUAAUAUAACACCGCGAGAUGCGCAGGGAAAGAGUCUAGCUGCAUCACAUUGGUAUUCGUUAUCAUUUCAGGACCCCGUUUGCUUGUCGGCAUUUCUUUUUGGCUCUUCACUGCACAAGCGAGUACGAUAUCUGAGCAGCGGAAAAACCAUUGAUCUGCCUAACAAUUAUGAAGAGCGAGAAAUGAGGGCUUUGGAGCUUCAGUUGAUACAAGGUGUCAACAAAGCUAUCACGGAUUCUUCGCGAGCAACGUCGGAUGCAGUGAUCAUGGCUAUUAUGACCCUUGCGCAUGGCUCCUCUGAUGACCCGCGGUGGUAUGUUGAGCAAACGUCUCCAUUUCAGGCACCUCUCAAAAGUCUGCAAUGGCUGGACGCAUAUGCGUUCUUUGAAAUGAAUCUGAUCCACAAUGCGGGUCUGCUGCGAAUUAUUUCUCUGAGAGGCGGAUUGACAAAUAUCAAAUAUCCAGGACUGGCUCCGGUGCUAUCUCUAUCGGGCAUUAUAUAUGCCAGUAAGACAUUAACCCGCCCAGUGAUGCCUUUCAUAAGAAUGCAUGACGGCUUCUACGCAGAACAAGAGGACCAAGAUCUCGAGACGAUAGAGAAUCGUUUCAAUGAUUUGUUGGGGAUAAGCCUGCCCCUAGAUUUGUGUAAGGUGUUUCAACGCAUGCAGAAUUAUCUUCACCUUCUGGAGCAGUACACCGAGGGAACACUGCCUCAAGUAGAUUUGUGUUUGAUUGCCGAUAAGCGCAACUUCACUCAACAUAGUCUGCUAUCUCUUCCAGCUGCAGGUGAGUUUACUGAGCCGUACCAGAUGGCUUAUCCAUGGUAUGAGACAAUCCGGCUUGGAUGCCUUAUAAUCGGUAUUGGUGUUAUCUUUCCACUACCUCCGCGAGCAGCACCGUUACAUCUUCUUGCUCGAAAGCUUAAAGCGGAAUUGGAAGUUAUCCUCCAGCGAGCCGCUCAUCAAUUUGUCUCCAAGACACUUCUUUGGGGAGUUGUUCUCGGUGGUGUGGCAGCAAGUGGCAUAGAUGAAAGAGCGUGGUUUGUCUCUACGCUGCGAGAUAUUGCACCGCUGAUGGGUCUCUCGAGCUGGCAUCAAGUCAAGACCACUCUGGAUCAGAUCCUGUGGCUCGGAAGUGCUUGCGAUUCCGCGGGACGAGCACUCUGGGAUGAUACAGAACUCUUCAGUGACAUCUAG